AAAUUGCCGCGACGCGCCGUAGCCGUCAUUCCGUCUUUUCUUUACCACCCGUCGCAAAACCCGAGCACCGUCCGAUUGACCGCGCACGCGAUUCGAACCCGCCCCCCGGACCCGCCGACCGCAUUCAUGCGCCGACCGCCCCGCCGUCAUCCAUGACUACUCUCGUACGGACUCGCCAGCCGCUACAAGUCUUGAGCAUGAGCAACCAGCCGGAGCGACGGCAAAGCAGACGCCUCGCCAGCACCGCACUGCCCCUCCUGCCAUCGCGCCCGCUGCCGAGCAGCCAGGAAGAGACGACGACAACGACGACGACGACAAAGACUAGGGGUAGGAAGCGGAAGGAUGCCGAUGUGCCCUCCUCUUCCUCCGCAGCUCCGGGAGUUUACGACGAGCAAGACGGCGAUUUCCUGUUCACGCGAGGGUCGAAGCGGGCCAAGACGGCGCCCGUGCCAGAGGAGGACGAGCUAGGAGAGGAGCCCGCGCCAGCGCCAGUACCGGUGAAAAAGAGCGUGGGGAGACCGCCGAAAGGAGGGGCGAGACGACGAGCUUCACCACCGGCCCCGGCCCCUGCCCCGGCCCCUGCCCCGACACCACAACCUGCGCCAACGAGGUCAAGGGCCGCAGCAGCGACAGCAGCAGCCUCAACGACGAGGAGGGGAUCAAAACGGAAAUCGAGCCCAGAUACCGCGCCACCGCCAGAGGAGGAUUUGGUGGUUCCAAAGUCGAAAACACGGCGGAAAUCGCGUGAAUCGACGGCCGGGAGGAAACCGCAGCCCAAGGGGACGAGAGCUUCAAAGGUGAAUGGGACAUCGCGGAGGAUAGAACAUGAAGAAGCAGCAGAAGACUACGAAGACGAGCGGCCGCGCCCUGCCGGGCGCAAGGAAGCAACACCCAGCUCCGCCGGGCCGCAACCACAAUCCCAGAUGAUUGCCCUCCCCUUCAGCGACACGCCCAUCAUCAACCGCAACAAGGAGUUCCGUAAGAAGGGCGGUGCGAGCGGUGGCCGGCGCAGCAGCCUGGGGAUGCGCGGGCGGCGGGCCAGCUCGCUGAUCGAAAACGGGCACACCGCGCUGCCGCACCGCGAGGUCGACCCGGCCGAGUUCUACAAGUACAUCUCGGCCGAGGGGCUGAGCGAGCCGCGGCGGAUGAAGCAGCUGCUGGUCUGGUGCGGAGAGAGGGCAUUGAGCGAGAAGCCGCCACAUGGGAGGCCAGGGUCGAGUGCUAUUCUAGGGGCACGUGCGAUACAAGAUCAGCUCCUCAAAGACUUCGGGGCGCGAUCCGAGUUCUCCGACUGGUUUGCGCGGGAAGACGCGCCCAAACCACCCAUCCCCGUCGUCCUGCAACCCAACCCGCGAAACGUCGACUACGACGCCAAAAUCGCCGACCUCGAGGCCAAAAUCGAACGCCUAAAAGCCCAAAAAUCCGCCUGGCAAUCCAUCGCCACGCCCCUCCCAACCAUCGGGCCCCUCUACCCAGACCCGGACCCGCGCAAGGCGCCCCUGCCCGACGCCAACCUGCUCGAACCGUCCGAGGCCGCCAUCCUCGCCUCCCUCACCAGCCCGGAGACCGCCUUCGGCUCCUUCAAGCGGCAGGCGCGGUCGCGGCUGCAGAACGCGCAGGCCGCGCUCGAGUUCCGCGUCGACCGCCUCGCCGACGGCGUCCACAAGCUCGACAUGCGCGUCGCCACCGCGGGGCGCGAGGCUGACGCCGUGCUGGCGCUGAGUGCGGCGCGGUUGCGGGAGCGGGAGGAGAGGGAGAGAAAGGCGGUUGGGGCGGCGGGGGUGAGUGUGAUGGAGGUGUUGAGGAGUUUGGGGAGGAUUUUGCCCGAGGGGGGGUAGCUUUUUCUCUCUCCCUUUGAGUGUGUGUGGGGGUGUGUGGGAAUGGGAAUGGGAGGUUUGCAAUGAUGAGAUAAUGAUAUUUUGGGUGUUCUGGCUGUUUUUCUUGUUGCCGAGGUCGCUUUUCUCUCUUUUUCUUUUGCUGUGUUUGUUUGCUUCGGUGGCGGGCGGCAUAGCGGUGUUUGCUACGGCGUUUUUGCACGGCAGGGGAGGGAGGGUGAUGGGACCG
Chaetomium fimeti is the source of this 2064-nucleotide messenger RNA. Its product is annotated as Mis12-Mtw1 protein family-domain-containing protein. The record is from RefSeq and is a predicted model, not a curated record. Gene Ontology annotation, cellular component: MIS12/MIND type complex. Bases 153 to 1838 code for a protein of 561 amino acids. The transcript has 3 exons. Gene Ontology annotation, biological process: mitotic sister chromatid segregation; cell division. NCBI's taxonomy places the organism in Eukaryota, Fungi, Ascomycota, Sordariomycetes, Sordariales, Chaetomiaceae.